This is a messenger RNA of Eubalaena glacialis (North Atlantic right whale), 1563 nucleotides long. RefSeq names its product transcription factor Dp-2 (gene TFDP2). The transcript is spliced from 13 exons. Gene Ontology annotation, molecular function: RNA polymerase II transcription regulatory region sequence-specific DNA binding; DNA-binding transcription factor activity, RNA polymerase II-specific. The record is from RefSeq and is a predicted model, not a curated record. Bases 193 to 1536 code for a protein of 447 amino acids. Gene Ontology annotation, biological process: regulation of transcription by RNA polymerase II; regulation of cell cycle. Lineage: Eukaryota; Metazoa; Chordata; Mammalia; Artiodactyla; Balaenidae. Gene Ontology annotation, cellular component: transcription regulator complex; nucleus.
CGCCACUGGAGCGGCGGCGCCCGAAGACGCGCCCCAGGCUCGAAGAACAGCCCUGCGUGGUCGCCUCGUUCUCUGCAGCCAAGCGGCGGAUGUUCUUUUAAAGAAUAUUGAAGACGAAGUUUUUUGUUUUGUUUUGUUUUUUUGUUUGUUUUUUAAUGGCUUUACAGAAUUUUAAAUUGAAUACAAUUUGACAUGACGGCAAAAAAUGUUGGUUUGACUUCUACAAAUGCAGAAUUAAGAGGAUUUAUAGAUCAGAAUCUCAGUCCAACAAAAGGUAACGUUUCAUUUGUUGCAUUUCCAGUUUCCAGCACCAACUCACCAACAAAGAUUUUACCAAAAACCUUAGGACCAAUAAAUGUGAAUGUUGGACCCCAAAUGAUUAUAAGCACACCACAGAGACUAACCAGUUCAGGAAGUGUUCUGAUUGGGAGUCCGUAUACCCCUGCACCAGCAAUGGUUACUCAGACACACAUAGCAGAAGCUACUGGCUGGGUCCCUGGUGAUAGAAAACGCGCUAGAGAAUUUAUAGACUCUGAUUUUUCAGAAAGCAAACGAAGCAAAAAAGGAGAUAAAAAUGGAAAGGGCUUGAGACAUUUUUCAAUGAAAGUGUGUGAGAAAGUUCAGCGGAAAGGUACAACAUCAUAUAAUGAAGUAGCUGAUGAGCUGGUGUCCGAGUUCACCAAUUCAAAUAACCAUUUGGCAGCUGAUUCGCAGGCUUAUGACCAGAAGAACAUUAGGCGAAGAGUUUAUGAUGCUUUAAAUGUGCUAAUGGCAAUGAACAUAAUUUCAAAGGAAAAAAAAGAAAUCAAGUGGAUCGGCUUGCCUACCAAUUCUGCUCAGGAAUGUCAAAACCUGGAGAUAGAGAAGCAGAGGCGGAUAGAACGGAUAAAGCAGAAGCGGGCCCAGCUUCAGGAACUUCUCCUGCAGCAAAUCGCUUUCAAAAACCUGGUACAGAGAAAUCGGCAAAACGAACAGCAGAACCAAGGCCCUCCAGCUCUGAAUUCCACCAUUCAGCUGCCAUUUAUAAUCAUCAAUACAAGCAGAAAAACAGUCAUAGACUGCAGCAUCUCCAGUGACAAGUUUGAAUACCUUUUUAAUUUUGACAACACCUUUGAGAUUCAUGAUGACAUAGAAGUGCUGAAGCGGAUGGGAAUGUCCUUUGGCCUGGAGUCAGGCAAAUGCUCCUUGGAGGAUCUGAAACUUGCUAAAUCACUGGUGCCAAAGGCUUUAGAAGGUUAUAUCACAGAUAUCUCCACAGGACCGUCGUGGUUAAAUCAGGGACUGCUUUUGAACUCUACCCAGUCAGUUUCAAACUUAGACCUGCCCACUGGUGCCACCUUGUCCCAAUCAAGUGUAAACCAAGGGUUGUGCUUGGAUGCUGAAGUGGCCUUAGCAACGGGGCGGUUCCUUGCCCCAGACAGUCACCAGUCCGGCAGUGCGGCCUCUCACUGCUCUGAGUCCCGAGGCGAGACCCCCUGUUCCUUCAACGACGAAGACGAGGAAGAGGACGAGGAGGAUUCCUCCUCCCCAGAAUAAAGACAGGCGCAAACCCACGUUCUACUA